AUGCCGACCCAAACAAUCGGCGCCCAGCACGCUCAGGAACUACAGGAGAUUGCCGAUUCAAUAUGUCGUUCUUGUCAGGUUCUAAUGGUCACUGGUGCUGGUAUCAGCACUAACAGCGGUAUUCCUGAUUUCCGUUCCGCCGACGGAUUGUACAAUCUUGUGAAAAGACGCUACCCUGAACAAACUGCUCUCCUCAAGGGAAAAGAUCUAUUUGAUGCGAUCUCAUUUACUAAUCCCAUCACGACUGCUAUUCUAUAUAGCUUCUUGGCAGAACUUCGACAGAAUGUGAAGGGGAUAACCGAUAGUACACCAACACAUAAAUUUAUCAAAACUCUCUCAGAGACUGGCCGACUAUUGCGAUGUUACACACAAAAUAUCGAUGGACUUGAGGCAUUGGAUGGACUCUGUAUGGAUAUUUCGAGGGGUGCGGGUAAACGGGGCAAAGGGAAAGAAAAGGUUGGGCGUGAGGCUGGGUGUGAGGUCGUGCAACUCCAUGGCGAUCUGGAGUUACUCCGGUGUACACAGUGUGCCAAACUACACAAUUAUGAUGAGGAGAAGGUUGAGACGCUGCUUGGUGGUGAGGCACCCGAGUGCCCGGACUGUUCGAGAAAAGCGGAUGACAGACUUGCGGCAGGAAAGAGAUCGAUCAACGUUGGGACUCUGCGACCGAAUAUCGUUCUGUACGACGAACUACACCCCCAAGGGGAGGCCAUCGGACAAAUCACUCACUACGAUGCCACACGGAUGGCACCAGACCUAUUGCUGAUAUUCGGAACAUCUCUUAAAGUUAUCGGGUUAAAGAGGAUCGUCAAGGCUUUCGCUUCCAAAGUAAAAACCCGUGGUGGAAAAGUUGUAUAUAUCAAUGCAACGCCGGCAGCAGAUAGCAUUUGGGGUGAUACAAUUGAUUACCACAUUCAAAUGGACUGUGACGCUUGGAUCAAGGAUCUCAAGCUCCGCCGGAAAGAAAUUUGGCUACACCAGUCACUCCUAGAUAAGGAGUGGAGGAAGACCAAACUCGCAUCGCUGACAAAGAGCAAAACUACAACUGGUUAUGAGUCGGAUAAGGAAAACUCAGGAAAGUUACGAGGCCAACCUCUUGUACGGCGAAAGUCCCUGUCUUCUCUUCCAUCAAAGAAGAAAUCUGGGAACGGGAAGGAGAAGCAAUUGCCUACUCCCACGAAUACCCCAAGGAAAAGGAAGCCCAGCUCUGCUCCGAACACCCCAACCCUUUCGGCAUCGAAAAGGGCAUACAAUGCGGCAUUCCCAACUGGGACUUCGCCAUUGACAUCUCUUGGGACAACGCCGGGUGGAUCCCAUCUCAGUACACCAAGCAAACGAAUCCGGCUCUCGAGCACCCCUCUUCCUCCAAUGAACGCCACGACUACCCCACAUCAUCACCGUAUCCAGAAUCUUCGUACGCCCCAACGGGCCUCCCCAGGAGCCCGGAGUUGGGUUACAAUGUCAGACGACUCAUCCAUGGACCCGUUUUCUACCCCAACUCAACGCCUUAAUCUUAAUACACCUGACCGUCCGAUCCCAGAUUCACCGCUUCUUACAGAACAUGACGUGGAACCUAAAACGCCAAGUCGAGAGGUACCUCGAUUUUUCUUGGACUACAUUGCUGUGCCUUCUUUAUUCGAUGCCCCCCCUUCUUCCCCCCCUCAAAAGCUACAAGAGGAAGAGCCCUGUGCGGAUAAAAAUCCAUCAACUCCUCGCCGCCCAACACUUAGCGAAGUUUCCAGCCUAACAAAUAGCAUAAGGACAAAUACCUCGCAGGUAACUAAUCGCCAUGGACCUCUUGUCGAUCAAGUAGACCUAGACGACGCACCAAGCCCCACGCCCACGCCCACACGCCAACGCCUCCACAUCUCAAAACAGCUUUUGAGUGGAUACAACCUACCUCACUCCCAACAACAGAUACCCACACCCCCUGACUCGCAAGUCCCUUCUGAUUUAGACCAAAGUAGCUCAAAUCUGAGCGAAAGCAUUACCGAGAAUUAUGAAGAUGAUGUCAAGUAUCGCCCUAGGGUUCGGAGUUCGAAGAGGCGGAUUUUUGUAGACGACGCCGAGACAGAAAUUGAGAGGCCAGCAAGCGAGGCAGCCCAAAGUAUCCAAACUGAAGUCACCGAGGUAGACGAGCAACUGGAGAGGGAGGCAGACAUGGCAAUGAAGAGCUUAGUAGAGGCUGGCUCUAGCACUCGACAAGACAGAACCUACUAUAAUGAGGAGGAUGAAGAAAUCGAGGACGUGGAUUUGGUGCCCUCCCGCAAGCUACCUACGGCGCUAGGACCAGCUGUAGUCGCUGGAACAAACAGCAAUACUACCGCAAACCCCGCCCAACCUGCCCUCGAGAAUCUACCUUUUUCAGACUCGCCAAGUAUCCUUCCCCUGACACCCGACGCAACAACAAAAUCUAGAAGGAAAACAAUUAGUCCCGCCAUUUUAGGGACAAUAGAACGAAGAAGGACGAGAGGAUUAGAGAAAGACGAGGCCAUCUUGAAGGCUCUAAGCAAGCCGGGGACCGUCACAAGAAAGGAAGCAGAAAGAAGGAAAAGCCUCAAGGCGGAAUUUAAGGGGGUUGUGCAAGUCUGA
Messenger RNA from Orbilia oligospora ATCC 24927, 2592 nucleotides. RefSeq lists its product as uncharacterized. Gene Ontology annotation, molecular function: NAD+ binding. NCBI's taxonomy places the organism in Eukaryota, Fungi, Ascomycota, Orbiliomycetes, Orbiliales, Orbiliaceae. The record is from RefSeq and is a predicted model, not a curated record. The coding region runs from base 1 to 2592 and encodes 863 amino acids. The transcript is spliced from 2 exons.